GCCAGAACCUCGGUCGCCGCUCCCGCGGCGACACUCACCGCCGGGAAGUCGGGGCCCAGAGCCCGGAGCAGCUGGGUGUGCUGCAAGGCGCUGAUUGCCCUCCCGCAUCUCUGAGGCCCUGACUCCAUGGUGACACCCCCUCUUCAGACAAAAAUCAAGAAGGUCCCAGCGGCCUCUCAGGUUCUCCAUCAGGCCUUGGUAGCCCAGUAUGGCCCUGAGGUAAACCAUGACCAGCUGGCCAGCACUCGCCACUGACCAUCCAGAGUCGCAUCUCACCGGGAGGUGACCCUCCUGCUCCCCCACGCGCCCACCCCCACCCAGGAACGUGCCCGCGCUGCCACGGACACCAUGUAGUAGGGCCGCUGCGGCGCCCAGCGAGCUGCGAUGGUUUUGUACACGACCCCCUUUCCCAACAGCUGUCUGUCUGCCCUGCACUCCGUGUCCUGGGCCCUCAUCUUCCCAUGCUACUGGCUAGUGGACCGGCUCGUGGCCUCCUUCAAACCCACCACGUAUGAGAAGCGUCAGCAGGCCGACGACCCGUGCUACCUCCAGCUGCUCUGCACCGUGCUGUUCACACCUGUCUACCUGGCACUCCUGGUCGCAUCACUGCCCUUCGCGUUCCUCGGCUUCCUCCUCUGGUCCCCCCUGCAGUCUGCCCGCAGGCCCUACAUCUACUCCCGGCUAGAGGACAAAGGCCCAGGCGGUGGUGCGGCCCUGCUCAGUGAAUGGAAGGGUACAGGUCCAGGAAAAAGCUUCUGCUUUGCCUCUGCCAACCUCUGCCUCCUCCCUGACUCACUGGCCAGAUACAACAACCUCUUCAACACCCAGGCACGGGCCAAAGAGAUUGGGCAGAGAAUCCGAAAUGGGGCCAGCCGGCCCCAGAUCAAAAUCUAUAUCGAUUCUCCCACCAAUACCUCCAUCAGCGCAGCCAGCUUCAGCAGCCUGGUUUCGCCGCAGGGUGGUGAUGCUGUGUCCAGGGGCGUCCCCGGGAGCAUUAAGAGGACGGCCUCGGUGGAAUACAAGGGUGACGGCGGGCGGCACCCCAGUGAUGAGGCUGCCAAUGGUCCGGCCUCUGGGGAUCCAGGAGACUGCGGCAACCUUGAGGAUGCCUGCAUCGUGCGCAUUGCGGGCGAGGAGGGAGGUCGGCUCCCUGAAGUGGAUGACCCCCCUACUGGGGUCCAGGCCAGGAACGGAGCCAGUGGGGGCUCACGGGGCCAGACACCCAACCACAGUCAGCAAGAUGGGGACUCGGGAAGCCUGGGCAGCCCCUCGGCCUCCAGGGAGUCCCUGGUGAAGGCGAGGGCCGGGGGGGACAGUGGCAGUGUGGAACCGGGUACCACGAACAACAGCAAGCUCCCGUACAAGGCCUCCGUGGUUAAGAAAGCCACUGCGCGCAAGAGGCGGCACCCCGAUGAGGCCUUCGACCACGAGAUCUCGGCCUUCUUCCCCGCCAACCUGGACUUCCUGUGCCUGCAGGAGGUGUUCGACAAGCGUGCGGCCGCCAAGUUGAAAGAGCGGCUGCACGGCUACUUCGAGUAUAUCCUGUAUGACGUGGGGGUCUAUGGCUGCCGCGGCUGCUGCAGCUUCAAGUUUUUCAACAGCGGCCUCUUCUUUGCCAGCCGCUACCCCAUCAUGGAUGUGGCCUAUCACUGUUACCCCAACGGGAGAGGCUCGGAUGCCCUGGCCUCCAAGGGAGCGCUGUUUCUCAAGGUGCAGGUGGGAAGCACACCUCAGGACCAAAGAAUUGUCGGGUACAUCUCCUGCACACACCUGCAUGCCCUGCCAGAGGACAGUGCCAUUCGGUGUGAGCAGCUGGACAUGCUUCAGGACUGGCUGGCUGAUUUUCGAAAAUCUACCUCCUCGUCCAGCACAGCCAACCCCGAUGAGUUGGUGGCAUUUGACGUCAUCUGUGGAGAUUUGAACUUUGACAACUGCUCCUCUGACGACAAGCUGGAGCAGCAGCAUUCCUUGUUUACACGCUACAAGGACCCCUGCCGCCUGGGGCCUGGGGAAGAGAAGUCAUGGGCCAUCGGUACCCUGCUGGACACAGAUGGCCUCUAUGAUGAGGAUGUGAGCACCCCUGACAAUCUGCAAAAGGUCUUGGAGAGUGAAGAAGGCCGCCGGGAGUACCUCGCCUUCCCCACCAGCAAGAGCCCUGGGGGAGGCCAGAAGGGGCGCAAGGACCUGCUGAAGGGCAAUGGCCGGCGCAUCGACUACCUGCUGCACGCGGAGGAGGGGCUGUGCCCAGACUGGAAGGCCGAGGUGGAAGAAUUCAUUUUUGUCACUCAGCUGUCGGGCCUGACAGACCACCUCCCGGUGGCCAUGCGGCUAAUGGUGUCUUCAGGGGAGGAGGAGUCAUAAACCAGCCAAGUAAUCAGGAGCAGCAGGCCUCUGCCAGCCCUUAAAGCCGUGGCAGCUCCUCCCGGGCCAUGUCCCCUCCGGCAAGCACCCCUGGUGCUGGGGGAGGAGGGCAGGGGCCUGGGAGGAGCCGCAGCCCCGGUGAGCUGAAGCAGCACUGCCCUGCACUUCUGGGGCACACGCCGAGGACAGGAGUCAGGCCCACCCAGGGAGCCCCAGGUGCCCAACCAGUGCCAUUCUUUCACAACGUGAUUUUCUACGACUCUACAGCACAACCUAGUUUGUAACCGGUGGGUUAGUAUGAGAACCGGGCUUCUGUACUCUUUGUAUCUCUUCUCAAGCUUUGUCCAGGGUUCACUCUUUUCGUCUGCUGCCAUGUUGUCUCGCAUGCCUGCACCCUCGCAUGCCCGCUGCCCGCAUGCCAUGUGCCACGCCGUAGCCACACAGACCCUCGCUCGGGCCUCACCCAAGGCCGAACUCCAAACACAAUCAGAACCAGCCAAAGAAGCACUUCUGGGCACAGGGCCGCCAGCUGGCUGCCUCCAGCCCGACAGCUCACAUGCAGGGACCAGAGGGCUGUGUCCAGUUACCAGCAAGCCUGGACUCCCCCCCC
Molecule: messenger RNA, 2971 nt
Organism: Condylura cristata (star-nosed mole)
Lineage: Eukaryota; Metazoa; Chordata; Mammalia; Eulipotyphla; Talpidae
Gene: SMPD3
Product: sphingomyelin phosphodiesterase 3, neutral membrane (neutral sphingomyelinase II)
Exons: 9
Coding region: 385-2361 (658 amino acids)
Biological process (GO): sphingomyelin metabolic process
Cellular component (GO): extracellular region; cytoplasm
Molecular function (GO): sphingomyelin phosphodiesterase activity
Source: RefSeq, a predicted model, not a curated record